Messenger RNA from Alternaria novae-zelandiae, 966 nucleotides. RefSeq lists its product as uncharacterized. Lineage: Eukaryota; Fungi; Ascomycota; Dothideomycetes; Pleosporales; Pleosporaceae. The record is from RefSeq and is a predicted model, not a curated record. The transcript has 2 exons. Gene Ontology annotation, molecular function: protein binding. The coding region runs from base 1 to 966 and encodes 321 amino acids.
AUGUCUUCCGAUACACAUUCAUCCCACGCGGACGAAUCGCCGUCGCCGCUCUACGAAAAGCGAUCGAUCCCGGGAAAGGGAAACGGCCUUGUCGCGUGCGCCGAUAUACCAGAGGGAACCCGCAUUCUGUGUGAGAAGCCGUUGUUCACUCUAGUCUCCGCAGCGAACAUGGUCGAUAAUGCUGUAUUGGCGAAAGUGAGAUCUCUCGCCAAGGACCAACAACGCCAGUACCUCGGUCUUCACAACAACUAUCCCAAUAACAACAUCUUCUCCGGUAUCUUCAAGACCAAUGCUUUACCAUGUGGACCAGGCUCGCCGAUCGGUGGUGUGUAUCCAACUAUCUGCCUGAUCAAUCACUCUUGCGACUCCAACUCCCAUCAUAGCUGGAACGACACGACAAGCAGCGAGACCAUACACGCCCUUCGAGACAUCAAAGCGGGAGAAGAGAUCACAAUCUGCUAUAAAGAUCCUGAGACUUACCAGGCGCGACGCGCUGAGCUCAGAGGCUCGUUCGGGUUUGAUUGCGACUGCAGUCUUUGCUCGCUUCCACUUGAGGAAAGACAGAAGAGUGAUGCUCGCCGCACCCGCAUCGCGCAACUCGAUGCAGACAUCGGUGACCCGAGCCGCGUCAUGAACAGCCCAGACUGCCGAGAAAUGGUACGUGUCCUGAACGAGGAGUUCAAGUGCGUCACCUCUUUACAUGCAAGAUUGUAUUACGAUGCGUUCCAGGUCGCCAUUACACAUGGCGAUCAAGCUCGUGCUAGCGUCUUUGCGGGCAGAGGAUACGACGCCCGGCUCUUAUGCGAGGGGGACGAUAACCCGGAGACACGCAAGAUGAAGGACUUCCAGAAAAACCCGAAUACACACCGCAACUUUGGAGCAUCGAAGCGAUGGAGGACUAACAAGACUGCGGUUCCCAAAGGUCGGGACGAGGCGGAGUUCGAGGAUUGGCUCUGGCGGUCGUGA